Messenger RNA from Gastrolobium bilobum, 1581 nucleotides. Its product is annotated as glucomannan 4-beta-mannosyltransferase 1. Gene Ontology annotation, cellular component: Golgi apparatus. Gene Ontology annotation, molecular function: mannan synthase activity. Bases 1 to 1581 code for a protein of 526 amino acids. The record is from RefSeq and is a predicted model, not a curated record. NCBI's taxonomy places the organism in Eukaryota, Viridiplantae, Streptophyta, Magnoliopsida, Fabales, Fabaceae. The transcript has 9 exons.
AUGAGAAACCUAAUCUUUGAGGAGACUGAAGGCGUUCCAGAAUAUGCUUCAAGUAGUCUGCGCUAUGCUUGGCAAUCAAUACGAGCCCCAGUGGUCAUACCACUCCUAAAACUAGCAGUCAUUCUGUGCUCAGUUAUGUCAAUCAUGCUAUUUGUUGAAAGAGUAUCCAUGGCAGCUGUAAUUCUUAUUGUCAAAGUGUUGAGGAAGAAAAAAUACACCAAGUACAAGUUGGACGCCAUGAAACAGAACAUAGAGAGAAACAAAAGAUACCCCAUGGUGUUGAUCCAAAUACCUAUGUAUAAUGAGAAAGAGGUCUACAAGCUUUCGAUUGGAGCAGUAUGCGGGCUUUCAUGGCCAGCUGACAGAUUCAUAGUUCAGGUUCUUGAUGACUCAACAAAUCAAGUCCUAAGGGAAUUGGUCAAAUCGGAGUGUCACAAAUGGAUGCAGAAAGGUGUAAAUGUCAAGUAUGAAACAAGGCAAAAUCGGAAUGGUUACAAGGCAGGUGCUCUAAAAGAGGGAUUGGAAAAGCAAUAUGUUGAGGAUUGUGAGUUUGUAGCAAUAUUUGAUGCAGAUUUCCAGCCAGAUGCAGAUUUUCUUUGGAGGACAAUUCCUUAUCUGCUUGAGAACCCAAAGUUGGGUUUGGUGCAGGCGAGAUGGAAAUUUGUGAAUUCAGAGGAAUGUAUGAUGACACGGCUUCAAGAGAUGUCACUUGAUUAUCACUUUGGUGUUGAACAGGAAGUGGGCUCUUCAACAUACUCAUUCUUUGGUUUCAAUGGGACAGCAGGGGUUUGGCGGAUUCAAGCAAUAAAAGAUGCUGGAGGAUGGAAAGACCGAACUACAGUGGAGGAUAUGGACCUUGCAGUUAGGGCAAGCCUGCAGGGCUGGGAAUUUGUUUUUGUGGGUGAUGUGACAGUCAAAAAUGAACUGCCAAGUACAUUUAAAGCAUACCGAUAUCAGCAGCACAGGUGGUCAUGUGGUCCAGCUAAUCUCCUUAAGAAAAUGACCAAGGAAAUCCUCUUUUGCGAAAGGGUACCCCUUCUCAAGCGACUUCAUCUUAUCUAUGCCUUCUUCUUUGUGAGGAAAAUAGUUGCACAUUGGGUCACGUUCUUCUUUUACUGCAUAGUUAUACCAGCUUGCGUGAUAGUUCCAGAAGUCAAUCUCAAAAAGCAGAUUGCCAUAUACAUCCCAGCAACUAUUACAAUUCUAAAUGCAGUCUCCACCCCGAGAUCCAUGCACCUACUUGUACUCUGGAUACUCUUUGAGAAUGUCAUGUCACUCCAUCGAACUAAAGCAGCAAUUAUAGGACUCUUGGAAGCAAACCGUGUCAACGAAUGGGUUGUGACUGAGAAACUUGGAAAUAUGAUGAAACAAAGGAACAAUGCUAGGCCAUCACGAACUUCUCGGUUUCGAAUUAUAGAGAGGAUCCACCCAUUGGAGAUUAUAGUGGGGAUGUACAUGCUGCACUGUGCAAUCUAUGACCUGUUAUUUGGACACGAUAAUUUCUUUGUCUAUCUGCUGCUGCAGGCAGGGGCUUUCUUUACAAUGGGAUUUGGGCUAGUGGGAACAAUUGUACCCAACUAA